Kogia breviceps (pygmy sperm whale) is the source of this 8852-nucleotide messenger RNA. RefSeq names its product dedicator of cytokinesis 8 (gene DOCK8). NCBI's taxonomy places the organism in Eukaryota, Metazoa, Chordata, Mammalia, Artiodactyla, Physeteridae. Gene Ontology annotation, cellular component: cell leading edge. Gene Ontology annotation, molecular function: guanyl-nucleotide exchange factor activity. The record is from RefSeq and is a predicted model, not a curated record. Gene Ontology annotation, biological process: positive regulation of establishment of T cell polarity; positive regulation of T cell migration; positive regulation of GTPase activity.
CUCCCUGCGCGCCGGGCCGGGCGCCGGCUGGCAGGGCCGGUCGCCGCAGCUCUGAGGUUGGGCCCUCCCCCGGGGUGAUUUCAGCGCUGAAGGUGGAAAUGCGGAAGUUUCCAGCUGCGACUGACAGAUGAGGGUCGCGUCCCGCUCGGCACGUGCCGCUGCAGCCCUGAGGCGCGCCGGGCCCCCGCUGGGCGUCUCCCGAGACGCUAGAGGUUGACGAGCCGCCGGCGCGCGCCAUGGCCACGCUGCCGAGCGCAGAACGCCGUGCGUUCGCGCUCAAAAUCAACAGGUAUUCUUCUGCGGAAAUAAGGAAACAGUUUACCCUCCCACCAAACCUUGGCCAGUACCAUCGACAAAGCAUAAGUACCUCUGGCUUCCCCUCUCUUCAACUACCUCAGUUUUAUGACCCAGUGGAGCCAGUGGACUUUGAAGGACUUCUGAUGACACACCUGAACAGCCUGGAUGUGGAGCUUGUCCAAGAGCUGGGAGACUUCUCCGAAGACGACUUGGACGUGGUGUUCACGCCAAAGGAAUGUCGAACUUUGCAACCCUCUUUGCCGGAGGAAGGGGUUGAACUGGACCCUCACGUCAGGGACUGCGUUCAGACCUAUAUUCGGGAGUGGCUAAUUGUGAAUCGGAAAAACCAAGGAAGUUCGGAGAUUUGUGGCUUUAAAAAGACUGGAUCCCGAAAAGAUUUUCACAAGACGCUUCAGAAACAGACGUUUGAGUCGGAAACCUUGGAGUGCAGUGAACCCAGCACUCAGGCAGGCCCCUGCCACUUGAACGUGCUGUGCGAUGUAUCUGGGAAAGGCCCCAUCACUGCCUGUGACUUUGACCUCCGCAGCCUGCCACCUGAUUUGCGGCUGAAAAACCUCGUGCAACAAGUGAGUGCCGCGGACUUUGAGAAGCAGAAUGAGGAGGCCCGGAGGACCAAUCGGCAGGCCGAGCUCUUUGCCCUUUACCCAUCAGUGGAUGAGGAGGAUGCUGUGGAAAUACGUCCGGUACCAGACUGUCCUAAGGAACAUCUGGGCAACAGAAUAUUGGUCAAGUUGCUGACCCUGAAGUUUGAGAUUGAAAUUGAGCCUCUGUUUGCCAGCAUUGCCCUCUACGAUGUUAAAGAAAGGAAAAAGAUCUCAGAAAAUUUUCACUGUGACCUGAACUCUGACCAAUUCAAAGGAUUUCUGCGUGCUCACACGCCCUCUGUUGCCACAUCCAGUCAGGCAAGAUCUGCGGUAUUCUCAGUCACCUAUCCAUCCUCGGACAUCUACCUAGUAGUCAAGGUUGAAAAAGUCCUUCAGCAGGGAGAGAUUGGAGACUGUGCAGAACCCUACAUGGUUAUCAAAGAAAGUGAUGGUGGAAAGAGUAAAGAAAAGAUUGAAAAACUAAAACUUCAAGCUGAAUCCUUCUGCCAACGUUUGGGGAAAUACCGGAUGCCCUUCGCCUGGGCUCCCAUAAGCUUAGCAAGUUUCUUCAAUGUCUCUACCCUCGACAGGGAGGUAACUGAUGUGGAGUCAACGGUUGGGAAAGCCUCUGUGGGUGAGCGGAAAACUUCGUCCCAAUCUCGAAGACUUUCUGAAAGAGCCUUCUCCUUGGAGGAAAAUGGGGUUGGAUCCAACUUCAAGACCUUGACCAUUAACAGCUUUUUCAAGCAGGAGGGAGAUCGCCUUAGUGAUGAAGACUUAUUCAAGUUUUUAGCUGACUACAAAAGAUCUUCAUCCCUACAGAGAAGAGUCAAGUCAAUUCCAGGCUUGCUCAAACUGGAGAUUUCUCUGGCUCCAGAGACAACCAGUUGCUGUCUGACUCCUGAAAUGCUGCCAGUGAGACCCUUUCCUGAAAACCGGGGACGUCCACACAAAGAGAUUUUGGAAUUUCCAAUCCGAGAAGUAUAUGUCCCUCAUACUGUGUACAGAAACCUUCUCUAUGUCUACCCACAGAGGCUGAACUUUGCUAACAAACUAGCAUCUGCCCGGAAUAUCACAAUCAAGAUCCAGUUUAUGUGUGGAGAAGAUGCCAGCAAUGCUAUGCCGGUCAUCUUUGGAAGAUCCAAUGGGCCUGAAUUUCUGCAAGAAGUUUACACAGCUGUUACAUACCACAACAAGUCUCCUGACUUCUACGAAGAAGUGAAAAUUAAGCUCCCUGCUAAGCUCACAGUAAAUCACCACCUCCUGUUCACCUUCUACCACAUCAGCUGUCAGCAGAAGCAAGGAAACUCCGUAGAAAGUCUCCUGGGAUAUUCAUGGCUGCCAAUUCUCUUAAAUGAACGUCUUCAAACUGGCUCCUACUGUCUCCCAGUUGCCUUGGAAAAGCUGCCACCCAACUACUCUAUGCAUUCUGCAGAGAAAGUCCCUUUGCAGAAUCCUCCCAUUAAAUGGGCUGAAGGACAUAAGGGAGUAUUCAAUAUUGAAGUGCAAGCUGUUUCUUCUGUUCACACCCAGGACAACCACCUGGAGAAGUUCUUCACCCUCUGCCAUUCCCUGGAAAGCCAGGUGACCUUCCCCAUCCGUCUGCUGGACCAGAAGAUCAGUGAAGCGGCUCUGGAGCACGAGCUGAAGCUCAGCAUCAUUUGCCUCAACUCCUCCCGCCUGGAGCCCCUUGUGCUCUUCCUGCACCUGGUGCUGGACAAGCUCUUCCAGCUGUUCGUGCAGCCCAUGGUCAUCGCUGGCCAGACAGCCAACUUCUCCCAGUUUGCCUUCGAGUCUGUGGUGGUCACCGCCCACAGUCUGCACAACAGCAAGGGCCUGGGCAAGGACCAGCAUGGGAGGAACUGCCUGCUGGCCUCCUAUGUGCACUACGUCUUCCGCCUGCCGGAGCCGCAGAGGGACGUACCCAAGUCAGGUGGCCCCACUUCCUUCCCGGACCCUCGCUACCACACAUACGGACGCACAUCUGCUGCCACUGUGAGUUCGAAGCUGAUGCAGGCCCGAGUGAUGAGCAGCAGUAACCCAGACCUUGCAGGGACACACUCCGCAGCAGACGAGGAGGUUAAGAACAUCAUGUCUUCAAAGAUGGCUGAUCGUAGCUGCAUCCGGAUGUCUUACUAUUGCUCUGGCAAUAAUGAUGCUCCAAGUUCAACAACAACCCCAAGGCCAGUCAGCAAAAAGCAUUUCCAUGAGGAGCUUGCCCUGCAGAUGGUGGUCAGCACUGGAAUGGUGAAAGAAACCGUCUUCAAGUACUCCUGGUUCUUCUUUGAGCUUCUGGUGAAAAGCAUGGCCCAGUAUGUACACAACAUGGACAAACGGGACAAUUUUCGGAGGACUCGUUUUUCCGACCGUUUCAAAGAUGACAUAACUACUAUUGUUAAUGUGGUCACCUCGGAGAUUGCAGCCCUUUUAGUAAAACCUCAGAGGGAAAUUGAACAGGCGGAAAAGAUCAACAUCAGCCUGGCUUUCUUCUUGUAUGACCUCCUCUCACUCAUGGAUCGUGGCUUUGUGUUUAACCUCAUCAAACAUUAUUGCAACCAGCUGUCAGCCAAGCUCAACAACCUUCCAACGCUCAUCUCCAUCAGGCUAGAGUUCCUGAGAAUUCUCUGCAGCCACGAACAUUACCUCAAUCUGAACCUCUUCUUUAUGAAUACCGAUACUGCUCCAGCAUCUCCCUGUCCCUCCAUAUCUUCCCAGAACUCCAGCUCCUGCUCCAGUUUCCAGGACCAGAAGAUUGCCAGCAUGUUUGAUCUGACACCAGAGUACCGCCAGCAGCACUUCCUCACUGGGCUUCUCUUUACCGAGCUGGCCGCCGCCCUGGAUGCCGAAGGGGAAGGGAUCAGCAAAGUGCAAAGGAAAGCUGUCAGUGCCAUCCACAGCCUGCUCAGUUCUCACGACCUGGACCCACGUUGUGUCAAACCAGAGGUGAAGGUCAAAGUUGCUGCCCUCUACUUGCCUUUGGUUGGUAUCAUUUUGGAUGCUUUGCCUCAGCUCUGUGACUUCACAGCUGCAGAUGCCCGCAGUGGAAAAAAUCGUACCAGUGGCUCAGAUGAAGAACAAGAAGGGACCAGUGCAAUCAACCAGAAUGUGGCACUAGCCAUAGCUGGGAAUUUUAAUUUGAAGACAAGUGGAACAAUGCUGUCUUCCCUGCCCUACAAGCAGUACAACAUGCUGAAUGCCGACACGACCCGAAACCUCAUGAUUUGCUUCCUCUGGAUCAUGAAAAAUGCUGAUCAGAGCCUCCUUAGGAAGUGGAUUGCUGACCUGCCAUCAAUGCAACUAAACAGGAUUUUAGAUCUCCUUUUCAUCUGUGUCUCAUGUUUUGAAUACAAGGGAAAACAGAGUUCUGACAAAGUCAGUACCCAAGUUCUGCAGAAGUCGAGGGAUGUCAAGGCCAGGCUGGAAGAGGCUUUGCUCCGUGGGGAAGGGGCCAGAGGGGAGAUGAUGCGGCGCUGCCGGGCUCCAGGGAAUGACCGAUUUCCAGGCCUAAAUGAAAAUUUGAGAUGGCGGAAAGAGCAGACACAUUGGCGGCAAGCUAAUGAGAAGCUAGAUAAAACAAAAGCAGAGUUAGAUCAAGAAGCUUUGAUCAGUGGCAAUCUAGCUACCGAAGCAAAUUUAAUCAUCCUCGAUAUGCAGGAAAACAUUAUCCAGGCAAGCUCGGCUCUGGACUGUAAAGACAGCCUGCUGGGAGGCGUGCUAAGGGUCCUGGUGAAUUCUCUGAGCUGUGAUCAGAGCACCACCUACCUGACUCACUGCUUUGCGACACUCCGUGCUCUCAUUGCCAAGUUCGGCGACUUGCUGUUUGAGGAGGAAGUGGAGCAGUGCGCGGACCUGUGUCAGCGAGUGUUGCAUCACUGCAGCAGCAGCAUGGACGUCGCCCGGAGCCAAGCCUGCGCCACUCUCUACCUCCUCAUGAGGUUCAGCUUUGGAGCCACCAGCAACUUUGCAAGAGUAAAGAUGCAAGUAACCAUGUCUCUGGCAUCUUUGGUGGGAAAAGCACCAGACUUUAAUGAGGAGUACCUGAGAAGAUCCUUGAGGACAAUUUUGGCCUAUGCGGAAGAGGACACAGACAUGCAGACCACUCCUUUCCCCAUGCAGGUGGAAGAACUUCUCUGCAACCUGAAUAGCAUCUUAUAUGACACAGUGAAAAUGAGGGAAUUUCAGGAAGAUCCUGAGAUGCUUAUGGAUCUCAUGUACAGAAUUGCCAAGAGUUACCAGACAUCUCCUGAUCUGCGGCUGACCUGGCUCCAGAACAUGGCGGAGAAGCACACCAAGAGGAAGUGCUACACAGAGGCUGCCAUGUGCCUCGUGCACGCAGCUGCCUUAGUGGCUGAAUAUCUGAGCAUGUUGGAGGACCACAGCUACCUGCCCGUGGGCAGCGUCAGCUUUCAGAAUAUUUCUUCCAACGUGCUGGAGGAGUCUGCGGUCUCUGAUGACACCCUGUCGCCGGACGAGGACGGGGUGUGCUCCGGCCGGUACUUCACCGAGAGUGGCCUGGUGGGCCUCCUGGAGCAGGCGGCCGAGCUCUUUGGCACGGGAGGACUGUACGAGACGGUCAAUGAGGUUUACAAGCUGGUCAUCCCCAUCCUGGAAGCUCAUCGAGACUUCCGGAAGCUGACCUCCACCCACGAAAAGCUGCAGAAGGCCUUUGACAGCAUCAUUAGCAAGGGUCAUAAGAGAAUGUUUGGAACCUACUUUCGAGUUGGUUUCUAUGGAUCCAAAUUUGGGGACUUGGAGGAGAAAGAAUUCAUUUACAAAGAGCCUGCAAUUACCAAGCUUCCUGAGAUCUCUCAUAGACUAGAGGGAUUUUAUAGUCAAUGUUUUGGUGCAGAAUUUGUGGAAGUGAUAAAAGAUUCUGCUCCUGUGGACAAAACCAGGUUGGACCCUAACAAGGCCUACAUACAGAUCACUUUUGUGGAGCCCUACUUUGAUGAGUAUGAGAUGAAAGACAGGCUAACCUACUUUGAGAAGAAUUUCGAUCUGCGGAGGUUUAUGUACACCACCCCCUUCACCCUGGAGGGCCGGCCUCGGGGAGAAUUGCACGAGCAGUACCGACGGAACACUGUCCUGACCACCAUGCACGCCUUCCCCUACGUCAAGACCAGGAUCAGCGUCAUCCAGAAGGAGGAGUUUGUUUUGACACCAAUUGAAGUUGCCAUUGAAGAUAUGAAGAAGAAGACCCUGCAGUUAGCAGUUGCCAUUAACCAGGAGCCUCCUGAUGCCAAGAUGCUUCAGAUGGUGCUGCAAGGCUCCGUCGGAGCUACUGUCAAUCAGGGACCACUGGAAGUAGCCCAAGUAUUUUUGGCUGAAAUUCCAGCUGACCCAAAACUCUAUCGACAUCACAACAAGUUGAGAUUAUGCUUUAAGGAAUUCAUAAUGCGAUGCGGUGAAGCCGUAGAGAAAAACAAGCGUCUCAUCACGGCAGACCAGAGGGAGUACCAGCUGGAACUCAAAAAGAACUACAACAAGCUGAGAGAGAACCUCAGGCCAAUGAUAGAGCGGAAAAUUCCAGAACUCUACAAGCCGAUAUUCAGAGUUGACAGUCAUAAGAGAGACUCCUUCCACAGAUCUAGUUUCAGGAAAUGUGAAACCCAGUUGUCACAGGGCAGCUAAGAAAAGCUAUCUUCACCCAUGAAGACUGGAGGCCCUGUGACCCUGGAGAAGGACCCGCUGGAACUUAAAACAGGACGUUUGCCACACAGGACAUGCCACAUCCUCCCUGACCAGACAGCACUCUGGAAGCUUUGGGAUCCAAGUGACCAUGGGAAUUAUACCCAAAUGGGGUCUGAGCAGAUCUGGGGCAUUUGGGGGUUGGAGGUGGUGGAGGAUGGUUAAUCAGGGGUGCCUGUGUAUUUAUUAAGCCAUGUUUUUCUCGCUUAAUUGUGCAAAACAAAGCAUAAACAGCAUCUCCUGCUGAGUGGUCAGGAACUGAUGAACGACUUACUCCUGCCUGUAUUUGAAUUUAACCUGAAUUUAGAUAAACCCAAAUUGCCCAAGGGAAAAUGGACUAGUUGUCCACCAACCUAUUCAGAAUGAACUUCCCUCCUCCUCUCUUUAUGGGAAAGGAGGGUGACCUUGCUGGAGUACAAAACAUGUCCGAUAAAACUGUGAGGGGAGGCCUUACUAGAAAUCAGAAGAUCAUGAAGGUGGGAAAUCUGGGGAUCGAUUAAUUAUUUGUGAACUUGUUACCCUUUUGGUAACGGUGGACUAACUGUUGUAUAGUUAUUUUUGCUUUCUUGUUCUGUUAGGUGGUUAAUUUAACAUGCAUUUAUAGAGGAGCACACUCGAAGCACUGAGUUAGGAGAUACAUGGUACUCUGAGUGACCCGCCCAAAGUUGCAGAUGCUGCAGUUACUUAAAUUGAAACAAUUCUCCUCUAAAGCUUUGCGUUUUUUCUUAUGCUCGCUCUUUUUUCUCAUCCUCUCUGAGACCAAGUUUAUGUUUAUAAAAGGAUAACAUUUCUACUUUCAUUUCUAACAUUUUGCUGUCCGUCGGCAUGUGUACAUCAACUAAAGAAUAUAUUCAGGAUUCUUUGGACAGUGUACUUUAGGAGAAAGAUGAACAAAGUUAUUAUUUGAGAAUUAAAUUAUAUAUUUUUUAAUAUGACUGAUUACCUUGACUGGUACUAAAAAUGUAAUAAGAAUUGCAAGCAAAAUGUUUCCCUUUGCAACUUGUGUUUUUUAUUUUGACAACUCAUGACUCUUUUGUAAAGCAUUUCAGAGAAGAAGAAAGAUGCAUGAUCAUGGCCUUGGUCAAACAGUGCUAUCCAGGGUCACCCCUCAUAUAUAAUAUUUAAUCUUGGUGGUCAUGAGAGAGAAUUUAAUUUGGAUAUUCCAGAACUUUUUGUUUACACCAUCAGGUAUGCAUUGAUUUAUAUUUCGAAAGAGGACUGUUUUGUUUUUAAAUUACUAAAGCUUACUAGUUUAAGGGGCAAACUUUUUGUUUUUUAGGCAUUUGGGGCAGAACUCUUUCUAAAGUAUAUGAUAUGUUUGUUUUCUUAAAUGAGUACGCAUGACAUAUUUUAACUCCAUGUGUUGUUCAGUAUCUUCUGUGUGGGAGACACUGGGUGAGACCAAGGUCAAACGACAUUGUCACUGCCCUGCAAAGCCUCUUAGUUAAGUGAGGAAGAGCAUCUGUAUGGCUGUAGCCAUAAUAUACAGCAGACUAGAACAGGCCCCGUGGAAGGUAACCUUUCCUGAGUGACUCCAGGGUGGCCAUUAUUAUCAACACCUAUUAUAUUUUGCCUUCAAACAAUAAGCCUUAGAUGGUAAGUAAUGUAGGCCUGGCUUUUAACUCUAAAAGCCCUAAUAAUCCUAUGACCUAAAAUAUUCCGGAUUAAAUGUCCCCUGCUUUUAGAUAUGUGUUGUCACUUUUGAUUUCAGUCUCUCUUAUACCGUAGUGGGUACCACUUGCUUCACAAGUGCAAGGUCUGUGUCCAUUGUUGCAUUCCUAUCCCCUAGCCGAGACCUCAACACACAGAAGACAUUUAAUAAGCAUAAGCUGAAUAAUUAAAUGAAUGAAUGAGUGUGAGUAGGCCUGCUUCUAGGCCAGCACUGUGUAGUAGAAAUAUAAUACAAGCUGCAUAUUGUCAUUUUAAAUUUUCUAGUAGGCACGUUAAAAAAAAAAAUCAGGAAAGAAACAGGUGACAGUAAUUUUAAUAAUACAUUUCAUUUAACCCAAUAUAUACAAAAUACUAUCAAUUCAACAUGUAAUUAAUAUGAAAAAGUAUUAAUGAGGUAUUUUACAUUCCUUUUUUCAUACUAUGUCUUCAAAAAUCUGUGUGUAUGUGUUUUCUAUUUAGAGAUUUUACACUUUACACUUAAUCUCAAUUAAAUCCAGCCACAUUUCAGGUGUUCAAUAGCCACAUGUGGCUAGUGGCUACUGUAUUGGAUGGUACAGUUCUAGAAGCUUCCAACUUUUAUAACGUGAUGCC